Cololabis saira (Pacific saury) is the source of this 3401-nucleotide messenger RNA. Its product is annotated as gastrula zinc finger protein 5-1-like. NCBI's taxonomy places the organism in Eukaryota, Metazoa, Chordata, Actinopteri, Beloniformes, Belonidae. Gene Ontology annotation, biological process: regulation of transcription by RNA polymerase II. The transcript has 4 exons. The coding region runs from base 158 to 1531 and encodes 457 amino acids. Gene Ontology annotation, molecular function: DNA-binding transcription factor activity; RNA polymerase II cis-regulatory region sequence-specific DNA binding. The record is from RefSeq and is a predicted model, not a curated record.
UCUCCUGUGGCAAGAUGGCCGCCAUGUGACGACGUCGCUCUGCAUUGGCAGCAGCGCGGACGAGUCAUCUAGCCUUUAUAUAUGUCUAUGGUUUCCAUUUAAUAAGAAAUCUUAAUUUAAAAUUGCCAUUUUGACUGCACACUUAACCCCGUGCAGCAUGAAAUCGCAGCUGCCGCUGAGCCAGAGCCGGCCGGGGCCGGGCGGAGCCUCUGCUGCAGCGCUGCGGCUGCAGGAGGAGCUGGUGGCCGAGCUGGUGGCCGCGGUGCACGGCGCCCUGCAGGCGGCCGCGGAGGCAGCCGUCGGGGAAGUGAAGACACUGCUGCGGCGGGCAGCAGGAGACAUCUAUGAAGACCUGCGCCGAGAAAACCAGUCCCUCAGGGAGCAGCUGCACAGAGCAGAGGCUCUGCUGGACUCUGCUCGCUGCAGGGAGGAGGGCGCUGUCAGUCCCGGCAGGCAGCUCCGGGACGAGCUCUGGUCCGGAGACGGGUCGGAUAUCGAGGAUGAUCCCCUGGGACGGGAUGCAUUCAGUCAUCUCAAAGAUGAACGCGUGAGCAGUGGCGACCCUAGCAGUGAGGGAGAUAAGAGAUGUGGCCGUGAUGAGAUCAGACGGCGCAACAGUGAUGCGGAUGCACAGCUUCCCAGAGAAACAAGUGAUGGGUCUUUUGCAGAUGUCUCUGUAGCGUGUACAGUGAAGGUAGAAGAUGCGAACUCUGUACAAGGCCCACAAUACCAAGACUCCCCCCCACAUCCCACCAUUGACUUCAAUUCUACAUUAGAGCAGGUCCCUACAAAGUGGGAGGAACCAGAGGUGGCAGCCGAUGGUGCGUCUCUGUCAUUGGAUUUCAUCAAAAUGGAGGAUUUAAUCCAGGAGGACAUGGAGCGGAAACCACAAGUACCAGAUAAUCGAAGCCAACACCCGCAUCAGCCGAGCAGCAGCAAGCUGGAUCAGGCUCUUCUUCCAAGCGUUACCACCAGCCUCCGGCUACCCACAGAUCUUCAGUCUGGUUCCUCAGGUUUUUCAAAUAUCGUCCAAAUGCCAAAACCAACUGCCGUAUCACAAGCCCCCACACGGGUCUAUGGAAUCCAAGCCCAAGCAGGCUACACUUUUGGUCACGCUGUCCCCGCUCUAUACACCUGUAAGUUCUGCAGUCAAACCUUCCACCUGCCCAGCUUGCUGCGGCGACACUUCAGCCAGUGCCAGCAGAGGCUGCAGCAACGUUGUCAGCAGCCCAAAGCAGGAGGCAAAAGGAGCAAGCUGCAGCUUUACCCGCCAGGCUGCAGCCCCUUCUGCUGCACAGUGUGCAACAGAGAGUUCAACCGCAUGGAAAAUCUGAAAACUCACCUUCGUAUUCAUACAGGAGAGAGACCUUACACCUGCUCUGUCUGCUCCAAGUGUUUCCGCCACUCUGGAGCCUUAACACGUCACUUCCGUAUCCAUACUGGAGAGAAGCCUUACAUCUGUGGACAGUGUGGAAAGUCUUUCAGAAACUGUGGUGGACUCAAAUUCCAUCAGCGCUCUCACACCAAAUAGCUGCAACUUUGCAGGAUGACUUCUCUCGUGAGCUUUCUGCUUCAGGUCCUGCACAUGCUCACAUGUAAAGGGGCAUUGCAUGUGUCGUUUGAUACUUCUUCCAGACAAUCUUAACCAAUCUGUUACUUAUUUCAUAGGAAGAGUAGGCUUUGUGAAUUCACAACGUUUGAAAGGGAUACAAUCUUGAGUGUAAAAAAAAAUAUAUAACAAAAGAUCUCAAAUGUUCAAUUUGAUUCUGUGAAGGAUCUUUUUUUUUUUCCUUGGCAGUGUCUCACAAAAUAUGGUAUCAUUUAAGUUUCAUUGAUCGAUUAUUCUUAAAUACUAUGGAUGUCAUCUUAUCUGUUGUGUGCCUCGCUUUUCUGAUUGGCUGAUUGGCUCCUGUACCCUUGUGACCCUGAACAAGGCUUUGAGAUUUGUUGAUAGAACAGGCCUUGUUCUGAUAUGCUAACAUACUUUCUUCUUGAUAUUACAUAAUUGCAUUCAGUUUAUAGUUUAGUAUGGACCUGUUGGUAGAUUGGUGCAACAUGAUGCAUGAAGCCAAUAUAUUAGCAGUAUAUGCACAGCUUGGAGGCAUAUCAGGCAGCUCAGCAGGUUUGGGUAUUUGGUAUUUUCCAUCAAAAGAGAAUUUCCAUCACAAGUUGUUAAUUUUACAUGACAUUUCUGGUAAUGAGGUUGAUUUUUACUUCACAUUAGAAAACAUACAGAUUCAACUACCCCUUAGAUAUAGUGUUACAGUUUGAAUUGACUUUGUAUUUUAAAUUUGUCGAAUAAAUUCAAAAUGUAAAUUCAAUGACAGACUUUUAAGACAAUUGAAUAAUUUAAUACAUCCUGAUAUUUUCCAACAAGAUAUUUUCUUUAAAAUGUGAUAACUUUCAGUACUUUGGCCUGAUUAAUUUAAUGUUUCAAUAUAGGUUUUAUCUUAGAUAUCAUCAGGAUGGGGAUUAGUGAAGAAUUUUACAGCAAUUUAAUCCAAAACUGCUGCUGCUCUGGAGCAGAUUGAGUUCAGCGUUAAUUACAUGAUGAUAGAUUUAAAAGAGAGACACAAUUGUGGCGCUCCAAAUCUGGGGUUAGACUCGCUGACCCACUUAUCUGGAUUUGUGGCACAGGCCCAAGGUGUCCCUUUGAACUUGUGUUGUCUUAAUCUUUCACUCACAAAGCAGAAUUUAACAAAAUUAAAGGAGCAAUAGCUGGGAUAGGCUCCAGCCGACCCCCGUGACCCUGCAAAGGAUAAAGCGGGUAUAGAUAAUGGAUGGAUAAAGGAGCAAUCACAUGUUAUAAUACUCCCAUAAUAAAAUAUAAUGUGUCUUUGUUGGGAGUUUGGAUCAACUUUAGCACAGUAGCUGUGUCUGUCAACUGAUAUAACAAUAAUUACACACUUUUUUGAUAUUUCAUAUAAAAAUCCAGUGUGUGGGUUUAUAUGUAGGCUUUAAUGCAAUUCAUCAUUUUAUUUUAUUUUAUUUCUUUAUCAUUUGAAUAAAAUCCCAGGAUGGACCAGUUUGUCUUCCAUUCUCUUCUUGUGCUUUAUUUAUGCAAAUAGGUUUUUAUGACCGCACCAAAAAAACGUGUCUAGAUAAAUAUAUUCUGAGGAGAGCUUAGGAAAAUAUGUUUGCGUCAGUCUCUGUUAAUUUAAAUGGAUAAAUGUGUUUGUAGAACAGUUUGUUCAAGGAUAAGCAAACAAAACAGUACAUCAUACCUCCUGCACUUCAAAAGCUGUUCCAUGAUCACUGAUAGCUGACCAUUUGCACUGUUCAUAGUUUAGUGUUUUUCAUCACUCUAUCAGUGUUUUCCUCUCCCUGUACUUGUUAUCUGUUCAUUUUGGUGUGAAAACAAGUUUGUACGCACAAAAAUAAAAACAAAACAAGAAAACUAA